Geosmithia morbida is the source of this 1731-nucleotide messenger RNA. RefSeq names its product MFS transporter, SP family, sugar:H+ symporter. Gene Ontology annotation, cellular component: plasma membrane. Bases 1 to 1731 code for a protein of 576 amino acids. Gene Ontology annotation, molecular function: carbohydrate:proton symporter activity. The transcript is spliced from 3 exons. The record is from RefSeq and is a predicted model, not a curated record. Gene Ontology annotation, biological process: carbohydrate transport; transmembrane transport. Lineage: Eukaryota; Fungi; Ascomycota; Sordariomycetes; Hypocreales; Bionectriaceae.
AUGGACCGUCUAUCCUUCUUGACCGUACACUUUGAUCAACAUGAUCCCCGGUCGGCCGCCACCAAAGAGGGUCGGCGUCAGUCCGAGUUCGACCUCGACUACUCCCCCUUGCCGCGAGUGACUAUGCGCACCUUCGUCAUGGCCCUUCUAGUCUCCAUGGGUGGAGUGAUCUUCGGAUACGACACAGGCCAAAUCUCCGGCUUCCUCGAAAUGCCCGACUUCCUCGACAGGUUCGGGCAGACGAACAGCGACGGAGAAAAGUACUUCGGCACGGUGCGCUCGGGACUGAUCGUGGCCCUCCUGUCCAUCGGCACGCUGAUAGGCGCGCUGGCGGCGGCGCCCAUAGCAGACCGAUUCGGACGACGGCCUUCCAUCUCUUUCUGGUGCAUCAUCACGUCGGUGGGCUUCGUGAUCCAGAUAGCGGCCGAUAGGGCAUGGUACCAGAUCAUGAUCGGCCGUCUCGUCGCCGGUCUGGGGGUGGGGGCCCUGAGUCUCCUGGUGCCCAUGUACCAGGCCGAGACGGCGCCGUACUGGAUCCGCGGAGCCCUGGUGUGCGCGUACCAGCUCUUCAUCACCCUGGGCAUCUUCCUGGCCGCGUGCUUCAACUACGGCACCGUCACACACCAGCGCUACAACUCGUCGUCGUGGCGCAUAGUCAUCGGCCUCGGAUGGCUGUGGACCGCCAUCCUAGGCGUCGGAAUCCUCUUCCUCCCCGAGACCCCCCGGUACGACUACCGCCACGGCCAGAAGGAGAGGGCCGAGAAGACGCUGACCAGCAUCUACGGCGCCUCGUCCAACCACUGGAGCAUCCGGACCCAGCUCGACGAGAUCGAGAGCAAGCUGCGCGCAGAGGACCAGCUGAUCAGCAGCGGCGCCAUGUCCGAGUUCAUAGGCAUGUUCAGGGCCCCCCGCAUGGCCUACCGCAUCGCCCUGGGCGCGGCCCUCCAGAUGUUCCAGCAGCUCACCGGCGCCAACUACUUCUUCUACUACGGCACCACCAUCUUUCAGUCUGUCCAGAUCGACUCGUACAUCACGCAGAUCAUCCUCAACACCAUCAACUUUGCCGCCACCUUCGUCGGUCUGUACAUGGUCGAGUACUUUGGCCGCCGCAACUCACUCAUCUGGGGCGCUCUCUGGAUGUUCGUCUGCUUCAUGAUAUUCGCCUCCGUCGGCCACUUCCUCCUUGACCUCGACGAUCCCCAGUCUACGCCCACGCCCGGAAUCGUCCUCAUCGUCUUUGCCUGUCUCUUCAUCUUGGGCUUCGCCACCACCUGGGGUCCUAUGAUCUGGACUCUCCAGGCCGAGCUCUUCCCCUCUCGCUACCGUGCCAAGGGCAUGGCUAUAGCAACAGCGAGCAACUGGAUCUGGAACUUUAUGAUUGGUUUCUUCACUAAAUUCAUCACAAACGCCAUUGAUUUCCGAUAUGGUUACGUCUUUGCCGCCUGCAACUGCGUCGGUGCCCUCAUCGUCUACUUUUUUGUCAUCGAGGGCCAGGGCCGGACCAUCGAGGAGAUCGACACGGCCUAUCUCGAUCGCGUCGUUCCCUGGAAGAGCAGCCAGUGGGUGGCUCCCCCUCCCGAGGAGAUGGCCCGACGGAGACGCGAGGCUGGCACGGAACUCGACCCCGAAGCCCUCAAUGAGCAGCGUGGUAGCGAAGAAGCGGCUGGGGGCCAUGAAGCUAAGGCCGAGGAACAUAAUGGCGGUGAUGUUCAGCACGGAGAGCACGCUUGA